Homarus americanus (American lobster) is the source of this 1132-nucleotide messenger RNA. RefSeq names its product 101 kDa malaria antigen-like. NCBI's taxonomy places the organism in Eukaryota, Metazoa, Arthropoda, Malacostraca, Decapoda, Nephropidae. The record is from RefSeq and is a predicted model, not a curated record. The coding region runs from base 127 to 378 and encodes 83 amino acids. The transcript is spliced from 3 exons.
GGUGUAUGUACAGUAUAGUGGAGCAGAGACGGUACAAAUACAGCCGUGUCUGCUACCUGUCUUCACUCCCACUCUCGUCGCUGUUGCCACUACUGCUGCUUCAGAUCCAUCUCUUACAACACCAAGAUGAAGUUUGCCCUGGCGGUGAUGGUGAUGCUGGCCAUGGUGGGCGUCAAUUACGCCUUCAGCUCCCAGGACCUGAGUUCUCGCAACCAGCAGAUGGACGAGGUCGAUGAGGAGGACUCUUACACGAGUGUACACCAACGCGUCCGUCGUCAAGAUGAGGACUAUGAAGAUGACUCUGACGAGAGCUCUGACGAGGACUCUAGCGACAGUGAAUCGAGUUCGGAAUCAGAAUCGGAAAGUGACGAGAAGUAACCAAUAGGACGUCUACUUGUACUACUGGCAACCACGGCGACCACCAACAAACAUCUCUCUCCCCUCCAAUCAACAGCUGUUUUAUCUCUCCCUCUCCUCCAAUCAACUGCUGUAUUCUAUCACUCCCUCUCCUCCAAUCAACAGCUGUUUUAUCACUCCCUCUCCUCCAAUCAACAGCUGUAUUCUAUCACUCCCUCUCCUACAAUCAACAGCUGUAUUCUAUCUCUCCCUCUCCUCCAAUGUUCAACAAGUGCUUGGUGAGACAACUAGACAAGCACAGGCCAGACAAACAUACACACUCACAGAAAAUGUAAACCUUCACAAGAAUGAAGAAACCUGAUUUUUAAGUUGUCAUAGUUAAGUUGUCAUUGUUUCAGGCAAAUAAUUGUUUUGUUAACUUAAUUUGUACUGUAUAUGUAUCCAAAAGAGAUAAAAAUAGCAUACUACUACUACUACUACUGCUACUACUAUGGAUUAUACUGUAAUGUUAAAAUAUAUUACAAAUAACACAUGUAUUCGUCAACAAAAAUCAAACUAAUAGCAACAACAAUAUGAACAUUUGAAACAACAUUUUAAUUAUAAUAAUAAUAAUAAUAAUAAUAAUAAUAAUAAUAAUAAUAAUAAUAAUAAUAAUGAGCAUUUUCCAUCACACUUAGAUGAUUAUCACAAGUAACUAAAAAAAAAGAUACAAAAUUAAUUGAUCCAGACCAAAUAUUGUAUAAAAUAAUUCAGUCAAUAAAAAUUUUCCUGAUCA